Messenger RNA from Silurus meridionalis, 1216 nucleotides. RefSeq names its product F-box and leucine-rich repeat protein 22 (gene fbxl22). Gene Ontology annotation, molecular function: protein binding. The record is from RefSeq and is a predicted model, not a curated record. NCBI's taxonomy places the organism in Eukaryota, Metazoa, Chordata, Actinopteri, Siluriformes, Siluridae.
UAUAUGUGCACAGCUACUGUGUGUGAGGAAGAGCCUGCCUGCAAAGGAAUCAUGUAUCCUGGCCUCACAGAACAGACUGCAUCCCAAGCAACUACUGUUCCUCACUGUGUACAUCAGACUAGAUCUUAGCCCAGCAUACAAAGGCCUAUUUGGUGUUUUCACUCCAUUUUGCAAUGCAUCUCACCGAUCUUAAUCAGGAGUGCCUGCUUCAUCUUUUUUCGUUCUUGGAUAAAGACAGUCGGCACCUGUCUCUAACUUGCAAGCAUCUUAGAUUAACUUUUCUGGACCCACAACUCUGGUCUCUGCUCAAUUUUUUCUCCCCUAGCGAACUUAUGAGAAAUAACUUCAUCCUUGGCCCAUUUUUGAGGUACCUGAAUAUAUGCUGGCAUUCCAGCAGGGUCAAAGUGUGCAACAUUGAAGAUUUUAAGAAGACAACCUUCCAGAGGGACCUCUGCAGCAAGCAUGAAAGCUUGGUCAGCCAUUUCCUGGAGUGUGUCAGCCGAAUGUGUCCAAACUUGCUGUCCAUAUCCCUCUCCGGUUGUGGACACAUCACGGAUGGAGAUGUGAUCAACGUGCUGCGCAGUUGCAGGCGACUGCAGCGACUAUGUCUAGAGAACUGCUGCCGUGUGACGGACGCUGUGCUGCAUGCAGUAGUAACCCAUGGAGGCAGUUUGCAGGAAGUGAGGGUGGAUUUCUGCAGGAAUGUAACACACACAGGGCUGCAGACUUGCAGAGAGAAGAGGCCUGGAGUUUGGCUAGUUGCUGAGCGGAGCGCAGGGAUGAUACCUGACAUUCAGCCUGAGGAAAAACUGCAUGUCAGGAGGGUACUGCAGAAAGUCCUCGUCUUUUCUUGAUAAAUUUAAACGUUAAAGUUUAAGGUUAAAAUAAAAAAUAAAAAAUGGGCAUAAUGUUCAGAUUUGUUUUUAUAUGAAUGUUUUCUAUGACUGAGAUAUACAUCUUAUUCAAAAUGUUUUUACAAUGUUUUCUAUAAAUCUGUAUUUAUUACAAUGCUUUUUUAUUAUUUAUUUUUAAAGUGUACCUUUUGUAAUCUUAGGCAUAUGUUUAAGAUUCAGGUCCUGUCAUGGUGCUUUGACUAUGUCUAGCAGUCAAUAAUUUUCCUUGAAACACUUCACAUUAGUUGAAUUUACAGAAAUGCUAACAUAUAAACCUGAUUCUUGUUUAAAGAUACCUAAUUAAAUAUUGAGUUGUAUGUACA